AAAAUAACGGACCGGAAUAAACCCGCGGGCUUGCUAUAUAAAACCACGGACUUGUUUCACAUGAAGCUGUCAGCUUUGUCAGAGGUCAAGCCGUGAAAGUGUCAGGGCUUUCCUCGUGGCCAAGAAGCCAUGAAAGUGUUUAUUCUUUUACUGACCUGUCUGGUCAUUACCAGCGGUCAGCUUAUACAGAGGUCCAAGCGUGACGCACUUUCCUACGGUGAUUCAAAGUCCAAAAGUGGCGGCGGUUUCAAAGGUGACGGUGGCUAUGGCAAAGGGACUUCUUUCUCUAAGGGUGGCGGGACUGGUAACGACAACGGUCAGAAAUCCGGAGGAAAAGGUCAAGGCCGCGUAGGCCAAGACUUUGGCGACUUCGGUGACGACGACCAGCAGAGUAGCGACGAAGACAACAGCGACUUCUCCGCUAGCAAGGGCAAUAACUUUAAAGCCAACGGAAAUUCAGGCAACGGGAAUAGCAGAGCCGGCAAGGGAAAUAACUAUCAGUCCCAAGGCAACUCUAAAGGGGGUGAUGGUUUCUCUUCUAGCAAGGGAAGAAACUCCCAAUCCAACGGAAACACCAAGAGUGAUACCAACAGUGAUACAGGUUCGAGAGGCAGUAAAGGUAAUGGCUUUCAGUCAAAAGGAAAUUCAAGAAGCGGCAGUGGCUACAGCUCCAGUAAGGGAAACAACUUCCAGUUCGGAGGUAAUGUAAAGGGUGACGAUCAAGACUCUGAAGAUGAUUCUUCCAGCAGGAGCAGCAACAUAAGAGCCAAUGGCAAGGGAAACAACCGAGGUGGUUACGGCGGCAAGGGAAAUAAUCAACAAAAAGGAAACGACGGCGGCAGCAGCGAGGAAGAUGGUGACAAUAACAGAAGUGGAAAUAACCAACAAAAGGGAAGAAACAGUCAAAGCGGGUCAUCAAAAGGUCAAGGAUACGGAAGCGGUGGUAACAGUGGCAAUAGUGGUAACAGUGGUAAUAGUGGUAACAACGGAAAUUCCCAGGGCAGAAGUUCACAGAGUUCCAAUGGCGGCUCUAGUCAGGGGAAAGGAAGUCAGCGUCUUAGCAGUUCCGGCGGCCAGGCAUUCCAUAAAUCAUUGCCUGGCGACGAUGGGGAAGGCGAAGACAGCAAGGGUGGGAGUGGUCGGUACAGAAGAAGCAUGGAUUAUGGCGGGAAAGGAAAAAGCGGAGGCAGCAAGAGCAAAGGAAGCGGUGGAGGCGGAAGCAGCAAAAGCCAUGGAGGUGGCUCAGGAGGUGGUAUGAGCAGAGGAGGAGGAGGAGGCGGUGGAAUGAGUAGUGGAGGAAGUAAAAGCUACGGAGGCCAUGGAGGAGGAGGAGGAGGAGGAGGGAUGGCAGGAGGGAAAAGCAGAAGAGGGGGAGGCGGUGGAAGCAGUGGAAAACUGAUCAUGAAAAGUAGCGGCGGUUAUGGGGGUGGAUCUAUAGGUGGCAUGAGUAGAGGUGGAGGAGGUGGUGGAAUGAGUGGUGGAGGAGGUGGUGGAAGGAGCCAUGGAGGAGGAAGUAUGAGCAGCGGUGGAGGCAGUGGAACGAGCAGUGGAGGAAGUGGAAAAAGUGCAACGAUAAUAAUUAAAUAUGGCGGAGGCAGCCAAGGCAAUGGAGGUGGAUCGGGAGGUGGUGGAAAGAGUUAUGGUGGAGGAAGCAUGAGCAGAGGAGGCGGAGGAGGUGGAUCGAGCGGUGGAAGCGGUGGAAUGAGUCGAGGUGGAGGAGGAGGUAUGAGCAGAGGUGGAGGAGGAGGUGGAAGCAGUGGUGGAAGCGGUGGAAUGAGCAGAGGAGGAGGAGGAGGAGGUGGUGGAAAGAGUUAUGGAGGAGGAAGCAUGAGCAGAGGAGGAGGAGGUGGUGGAAUGAGUAGUGGUGGUGGAAUAAUGGGAGGGAGGAGUGCUAAGAUGAUAAUGAAAAGCGGAGGAAGUGGAAAAAGCAGCGGCGGCUAUGGAGGCGGGAUUAGUAGAGGCGGUGGAGGUGGUGGAAUGGGAGGAGGAAAAAGCAGAGGAGGUGGAGGCGGAGGAAUGGGAGGAGGAAUAAGCAGAGGAGGGGGAGGCGGAGGAAUGAGCCAUGGGGGAGGAGGGUCUAGCAGAGGUGGCGGGGGUAGCGGAAUGAGUAACGGAGGUGGUUCAACGGGCGGUGGAAGUGAAAAAAUCGCUAAGAUAAUAAUACAAUACGGUGAAGGCGGACAAGGUACUGGUAAUGGAGGUGGUGGAACCGGAGGAGGUAUGAGCAGAGGAGUAGGAGGAGGAGGUGGUGGAAUGAGUGGUGGAAGCGGUGGAAUGAGCCGUGGGGGAGGAGGUAUGAGCAGACAAGGAGGAGGAGGAGGAGGUGGCGGUGGAAUGAGUGGUGGAAGCGGUGGAAUGAGCCGUGGGGGAGGAGGUAUGAGCAGAGGAGGAGGAGGAGGUAGUGGGAAAAGCAGCGGCGGCUAUGGAGGCGGGAUGAGUAGAUUUGGUGGAGGCAGCGGAAUGGGAGGAGGAAUGAGUAGAAGUGGAGGUGGUGGUGGAAUGGGAGGAGGAGGUGGUGGAUACGGUGGAAUGGGUGGUGGAAUGAAGGACUAAACUGACACAUAACUUUGUAACUGUUUUUUUUUGUACGCCUUGGUGCCAUUCUAAAGUGUCUUCACUUGUAUUUCAUCAAAAGUUUUGAUUGAAACAAUGAAUACCCACAAACCGGCAGUUGUUGCUAGAGUAUUAUCUACACAAUUUUGUAAGGGAGUUUAAAGUUGUUUUUUCUAGACUAUGAAGUCUUAUUUGUUUUUACAAUUUUAGAAAUGCUAAUUUAUCUUUUUUUUUUCUCUUGAAUGAAUUGUAACAUCAUAAAAAGCAUUCAGAUAAAUGUUUCUUUUUUUGUAUAUGUUUGUAUUGCAAUAAUUUUGUUACGAAACUUGUUUGACUUUAACAUAAAGACAUGAAAUUUAUUUAGAUGUUUAUUUGUUUCAGAUUGACAUAUUCUAUAAAUAUUUACUCAUUGGCAUUUCACAUGAUUCUAAAGCACAAAAAUUAUUAAAUAAUUUUAUUGUCCAGA
Biomphalaria glabrata is the source of this 3019-nucleotide messenger RNA. RefSeq names its product loricrin-like. The record is from RefSeq and is a predicted model, not a curated record. The coding region runs from base 130 to 2553 and encodes 807 amino acids. The transcript has 2 exons. NCBI's taxonomy places the organism in Eukaryota, Metazoa, Mollusca, Gastropoda, Planorbidae.